Rhizopus microsporus ATCC 52813 is the source of this 567-nucleotide messenger RNA. Its product is annotated as winged helix DNA-binding domain-containing protein. The transcript is spliced from 2 exons. Bases 1 to 567 code for a protein of 188 amino acids. The record is from RefSeq and is a predicted model, not a curated record. Gene Ontology annotation, biological process: regulation of DNA-templated transcription. NCBI's taxonomy places the organism in Eukaryota, Fungi, Mucoromycota, Mucoromycetes, Mucorales, Rhizopodaceae. Gene Ontology annotation, molecular function: DNA-binding transcription factor activity; sequence-specific DNA binding.
AUGUUAGAGGAUACGAGUAUACAACACCUUAUAUCGUGGUCCAAAAAAGGAGACCAGUUCAAUGUGCCAAACCCAACUACCUUUUCCAGAACAGUCCUGCCACAAUAUUUUAAACAUAGCAAUUGGCAGAGUUUUGUCAGACAGCUAAAUAUGUAUGGUUUUCAUAAAGUGAAUGAUAUGAUCCACGCAAAUUCAAGCCACCAAACUUGGGAAUUUAAGCAUCCACAUUUUAAACGAGGGGCAAUAGAAGAUUUACAGUACAUAAAAAGAAAAAAUAAUAACCAGAACAAUAUUACCAAAGCACGUAUGAUACCCGAUUUACAAAAAGAUGACUGUUCCGUCUAUAGUCAUUUGAUACACGUUGAGGACAGAUUGACUCAUGCAGUAAGAACUUAUCAAAUGCUACAGGAUGAAGUGAUAAUGCUGAAGACAUUGCUAUCAAAACAACAUGGGACAAUGAUUGAAUUCACUCAACUGUUUAGUGAUGUGGUUCAGGAUAGGAGUGCGUUUUAUUCUUUAUCUUUUGCAUUAUUUUUUUUAUAUCUUUUUUUUUUUUGCUUAUCCUAA